This is a messenger RNA of Thamnophis sirtalis, 696 nucleotides long. NCBI's taxonomy places the organism in Eukaryota, Metazoa, Chordata, Lepidosauria, Squamata, Natricidae. The record is from RefSeq and is a predicted model, not a curated record.
AUGAGUAACUAUGCUGAAAACUUGGCACAGAAGAAUGGCUUCAAGGAGAAAAGGCAGUAUUAUGAGGACUUGGUGAUUCCAUUGCCUGAAUCCCGAUUAUGGACCACGAUGCUCCUGCUGGGAACCUGCCUGCUGUACUGCGCCAGGGUCCUAAUGCCCAUCUGCGUGGUCACCAUGAGCUCUCGCUUUGACUGGGACAAGAAACAAUCCGGAAUUGUGUUGAGCAGCUUCUUUUGGGGUUAUUGCCUGACCCAAGUUGUCGGAGGCCACUUGAGUGACCGGUAUGAACAAUAUUACGUUAAAUCAGGGGUGUCAAACGCGAUUUCACUGAGCGCCGCAUCAGGGUUGUGUCUGACCCCCAGGGGGCACGGGCGGCGUGGCCAGAGGGCAUGGCCAGCUCGACAUCACUCCUGUUGGGGGCCCCUGUGGUGGCUCGAGUGCUUUGCCUGUGAAAACGGGCUCCCGAGUAACAGAGUUUAUUUUCCCGCCUUGGCUAGUCUGCUUUCCCAGAAAGUACAAGAGAGUGAACGAGCAUUGACUUACAGCACAGUUGGAACUGGCUCUCAGUUUGGAUAUAUCUCCAAGAAGCUUAUCAACAGGACAUUCAUAGAAUUCACAGAGCUGGAAAGUACUAUUCCGGAGAUCGAAUCCAACCCUGUCCAGCUCAGUGCAGAAAAUCAAAUUAAACCAUCCUGA